Molecule: messenger RNA, 999 nt
Organism: Ylistrum balloti
Lineage: Eukaryota; Metazoa; Mollusca; Bivalvia; Pectinida; Pectinidae
Exons: 4
Coding region: 1-999 (332 amino acids)
Source: RefSeq, a predicted model, not a curated record
AUGCGUUUGGGAAUAACUGUACUUCUCCUUGUGCUACCUCUACUGGUACACAGCCGCUUCUCAGAUUUCGACGCUGUUCCAGCACCUCAACAUGAGCCAGUGAGAUUGAUGGAUGCGAUCUCAGAGGAUGGAAAUGUUGUUUACAGUGAUGAAGUGUCGAGGUUAACCAGUGUCAAGGACAACAACUUCAAAGCAUGUUUCAUCACAGAUUUUGAUCCGGAAUGGAAUUUGGAUAUCAGAGAGAAACAAGCUCUGGUGAACACCCAUGAACCCGAAAUCGUCAGAAGUCCUCUUCAGUUCGAGAACCUAAAGAUACGAACGGGCGAUAUGAUAGCCGGGAUGUGCAAGAAAUCCAAGAUAUACUGGUUAACGGAGACACACUCUCAGCCACUACCAUCAGUCAGGGCAGCUGUAAGUGGUGACUCUGGUUUACCUCCACCAGUAUUUCACCCUGUCGUGCCUGCCAAUGAGGAAUCCCGUGUACAGCCUCAAGCUCCUCUGCAUAUUCCUGCAGCUCCACCAAAGAUACCCGGUCGUAUUCAUGAGCCUGUACAUGUACCACAUCGCCAAGUGGGAGUACCACAGAUGGUCCCGGCUCAUAUGGGAAUACCGCACAAAGUCACAGUGCAUAUGGGAAUACCACAGCAUACACAAAUGCACCCAAUGCGGCCGCAACAAUUCCCGCAAGCACAGCCUGCCCCAGCCCAUGUUCCAGCUUUUCAAGCUCCCCAGCAUGUUCCAGUACAAGCACCACACCAUACUUCCGAACAUAUUCCUGAGCUCGCCGCGUUCCAUGCUCCUGCCCAUGUUGCAGUUCCAGCUCAUAAGGAACCGGCCAUGCUUGUCCCACGACACCUUCCUUUCAUCAGACCACACUUACCCGCACCUGCCGAAGUUCCUGGCAAACGUCACAUUUCACAGCAAGGGCAAGGCCGUCCGAUUGUUGUCCCACAGAGGCUAAGUAUGGAUCGACCUCAGUUAGUGCAUCACCACGAAUGA